Messenger RNA from Drepanopeziza brunnea f. sp. 'multigermtubi' MB_m1, 1614 nucleotides. The record is from RefSeq and is a predicted model, not a curated record. NCBI's taxonomy places the organism in Eukaryota, Fungi, Ascomycota, Leotiomycetes, Helotiales, Drepanopezizaceae.
AUGGGUCCAACGCCGGCGCCUCUCGGCGACCUGGGUACUGAACUCGUGCAUAUCUACGUUGGCAAGAAACGUAAACAUUACGCUGUUCAUAAGAAACUGAUUUGCGAGAAGUCGGAAUACUUCAACGCGGUGUUCACGGGUAGCUCCAGAGAAAAUGACGGAGAGAUGUAUCUGGAGGAAGUAAAUGCGGAGGUUUUGCGGCUGUUCGUCGAUUGGCUUUACAGUUCUCGAGUUUCGCAGCAAGACACCGCAGAGCACCUUCUCAACCUCUUCAACCUCUACAUCUUUGCGGGGAAGAUCUGUGAUAGCAAUCUCUCGAACCGAACGAUGGAUGCUAUCAGGCAGAUCGUCUAUCGCUGUAGAGAUGCACGAACCACGCCCGAGCUUGCUCUCCACAUAUACAGCCAGACAGCGGAGGGUUGCCCCCUUCGAAAAUUCUGCAUCCAUCACCUUGCCUGGUCGAUCUUCCUGGACUAUGAUAAUUUCACCGACGAAAACCAAAUUUCGAUCCCCGGUGGCAAACGCUUGAGGGAAUUCAUCAAACAGCUCUUCAAGCACGAGGACUUGAUCGUGGAUUAUUUUGCGUUUAUCCGAGAUAACCACAACAAUCUUCGAGAUCCGGUCCCUUUCAAGUGCCAAUUCCUCAUGCCAGACAGUCGCUGCGAGCAUGAUUUUCACCGCCACGAUGGUCACGAGAAGGAGAGAAAGUGCUACCUGGAGGAGGUCUCCAUUUUUGAUGAAUACGUGCAGUGGCCGGAGGGACAUAGAAUGAAGGACCUUACUACGUCAGCGGAAGCAUCGAAGACUUCUAUCAACUACAAGGGUCGCUUCAAAAGAAAGCGAGUCGUUACAUUUCAAUCUCCAUACAUGCUCGACCAGCUGACACCCCGCAGCUUUAGCGACGAAGUGGUUACCAUCUAUGUCGGUCCCAAACGCAAAAAGUUCGUCUUGCACGAGACGCUGCUUUGCAACUCGGUCGACUUCUUCAACGGCGCCUUCAGCCCCUCGUUUAAGGAGGGGUGCGAAGGAGUUGUGAAUCUGCCAGAAGGCGGAAGAACCCAAUCCUACUUGGACAAUCUCGUCGAUCUCUACAUCUUCGCCGGCAAGAUAUGCGAGGUUGCUUUGAAAGACACUAUAACGGACGUCAUCCAAGACAUCGCAACAAAGUACAAGCUCCGCGACGAUGCCUUCGUGCCUGUCCUCGAAAAGCUAUGGAGCAUUUCCCUUCCAGAGCCCGGUCUAGUUCGUGUGGUCGCAUGUAUCAUCGUCGACUUGUUUGUCAGGAAGUCGCAUAAGGAGAAGGUCAGUUGGUUUAUAGUGGGUAUCAGACUCCAGGAUGAUAAGGUGGUCUGUAACUUGACCAGGGAUAACCUGGAACACCUUCAGAUCAUGAUGAGGCUUCUUCAUUAUGUACUCGUCGUUCCAUUCUAUCCUGCUAUUUCGGGCUAUAGUCCAUGGAUGAGGCGUGAGGCGUCGAAGGGCAGCCGGUGCUUCUUUCAUGUCCAUGAGGACGGUCGGGACUGUAGGGCUACCUCGGCUAUGAAGACGAAGAGGAUUUCGCGAAGGACGUACGGAGUAGUUGCUAUAGCAGAUAAGGCAAUUUCACAAGACUAG